AUGGUGGAGAGCAUGGUGUUCUCCUAUCCGAGUCGCCCGAAUUUCCACGUCGCUAAUGGCAUCACCUUCAAAGCUCGUCGAGGAGAAUCGGUUGCAUUGGUUGGUCCAUCAGGAUCGGGGAAGAGUACGAUAAUCAAUCUUCUUCAGCGGUUCUACGACACCGAAAAGGGUUCGAUUAGCGUAGAUGGAAGAAAUAUUGUUGAAAUCAACACGCAGCAUCUUCGCAAUAAUGUAGCACUUGUUGGCCAGGAACCAGUACUUUUCAGAGGUAUGAUUGGUCAUGGUUUCUUUGAAAACAUGGGACUUCAUGGGGACCUUCUCGCCAUACUUGCAAGCGUAAGUAUUGACUAA
Molecule: messenger RNA, 351 nt
Organism: Cooperia oncophora
Lineage: Eukaryota; Metazoa; Nematoda; Chromadorea; Rhabditida; Trichostrongylidae
Source: the annotation of a GenBank genome assembly